Messenger RNA from Cladocopium goreaui, 1115 nucleotides. NCBI's taxonomy places the organism in Eukaryota, Dinophyceae, Suessiales, Symbiodiniaceae. The record is from the annotation of a GenBank genome assembly.
AUUGCAGCCAUGCCGUUGCGGACUGCUUUGACGAACAUGCUUGGCAUCGAACAUCCGAUUAUUCAAGGAGGCAUGCAAUAUGUUGGGUAUGCAGAAAUGGCAGCCGCUGUUUCCAAUGCUGGAGGAUUGGGCAUUUUGACUGGCCUUACCCAGCCCAGCCCAGAAGCGUUGCGUGCCGAAAUUCGACGAUGUCGCACUAUGACGGACAAACCCUUCGGAGUGAACCUGACGAUUUUGCCAGCUCUGAUCCCUGCAGAUUACGAUGCCUACGCGCGGGUGCUGGCUGAAGAAAAGGUGACUUUGGUGGAGCUGGCUGCUGGCUCGCCUAAGAAAUACACGCCCAUGUGGAAAGCUGCUGGUGUCAAGGUUUUGCACAAGUCUGCAACCAUCCGGCAUGCACUGAAGGCCCAGGAAGCCGGAGUAGACAUCAUCGAGAUUGUCGGCUACGAAGGUUCGAUCGCUGGUGGGCAGCCUGGCGAUGAGGUAGGAGCUUGGGUGCUGUUGGCAAAGGCUACAUCUAUGCUGAAAGUGCCAGUUGUAGCAGCUGGCGCUUCAGGAACCGGGAGGCAACUGGCGGCUGCUUUGGCCAUGGGGGCACAAGGAGUCACCAUGGCAACGCGGUUCGUGUGCACCGUGGAGGCUCCCAUUGAUCAGAAAAUCAAGGAGUGCAUGAUGCGUCCAGAGGUAGAUGAGAGGCAGACGACUAUCGUUCUUGGAACUUUGAGCAACGCCACCCGUGUCUUCAAGAAUGGCGUGUCACAGGAGAUCCGGCAAAUCGAAAACAAAGGUGACGUGGACUUCAGUGAAGUGAUGCCCUUGGCAUCUGGCAGCCGCACCAAGAAGAUGUGGCAAGAAACCGGGGACACGCAGGAUGCCAUGUGGAGUUGCUCGCAGAGCUUAGGACUUAUCAGUGAUAUCCCCACCUGCAAGGAGCUGUUGAGGCGGAUGGUCUCAGAGGCUGAGGAGCGGCUCAACCGCGGAGCUCAGUGCAUCGUGGCCUCCAAACUCUGACGGAGCAACCGCCGCAGCGGGCGGUUGGCCGGCUGCGGACGUGUGCAACGUAGGACAGACCCAUGGCAAUUGGGAAAAUCAUGGAACAGCUGCAGAUGUUGAUG